This is a messenger RNA of Thrips palmi, 864 nucleotides long. RefSeq lists its product as uncharacterized. Lineage: Eukaryota; Metazoa; Arthropoda; Insecta; Thysanoptera; Thripidae. The coding region runs from base 343 to 864 and encodes 173 amino acids. The record is from RefSeq and is a predicted model, not a curated record. The transcript has 3 exons.
GUGAGAUUGGUGGCCCUGCGUAUAGUCUUUCUGAAAACAAACAGAUCUGCGAAUAAGGAAACACGUGACGGUGACACACGACACACAGCAGACAAACUUGCCGCUUGCGGCUUGCGAAAGCCUCGCUGUAUUGGUUUUAAGUUUUCAAGCUUGGAGCAAAACUUCCAAGAGUUCAGUUUUUAUUUUUGACGAGGACUUUCCGACAUUCAAGUGUUGAAUCCGUGAUUUCGCUAUAGCAUGCCAUCCAAUUUUGACGAAACUUAGCCGUGCUUGGACCAACAAGGAAGGGGGCUAAGAGUUUCCUAACCAAAUCUGGAUGUUCACAUAGAACAGACUCAUCCCAUGGAUAUUACAGGACUGUUCCAGCACGUUGUUCAAAUGUUCAGCCUCGCCGGCGCAGCGGGCUCGUCGGGCUUCUGGAGCCGGCGCCUGGAGGAGGCGGACGCCGGGGCCGCCGGGGCCGCGCCCUCCGCGGACGGCCUCGACGCCAUGUCGCCGCACCCCAAGGGCCACCACCACAGCCCCGGACCCGGGCCCGGGCCGCCCUACAGCGGCUCGUACCGCAAGUUCGUGAACCACCUCGUGCGGUCCAACUUCUCGGACAGCCUGGACGAUGACUCCACGUUCGUCGGCGUGGACAAGCCCCCCGUCUCGGAGAUGGACGGGGAGGUGUCGCCUCCCAGACCACCACCCAGGGCACCGCGCGCCGCCCCGCGGCUCAGCAGGCCGCCCAGCCUGGCCAGCUUCUCGACGCUCCACGAGGACGCCGACGAAGGGCGGCUGCAGGGCACGGCGCAUCCGACGACGCUUCCACCCACUCCCGAGCGGCCGCCCCGCCUCCACGCCGGCCGGCGAGGAGGAUGA